Messenger RNA from Aspergillus versicolor CBS 583.65, 1860 nucleotides. RefSeq lists its product as uncharacterized. Gene Ontology annotation, cellular component: mitotic spindle microtubule; HAUS complex. Lineage: Eukaryota; Fungi; Ascomycota; Eurotiomycetes; Eurotiales; Aspergillaceae. Gene Ontology annotation, biological process: spindle assembly. The coding region runs from base 1 to 1860 and encodes 619 amino acids. The record is from RefSeq and is a predicted model, not a curated record. The transcript has 2 exons. Gene Ontology annotation, molecular function: microtubule binding.
AUGCAAGCGUCCAAAGCUCCCCGUCCGAAACCCUCUAAUUGGCCUCCCCAAUCCGCCCACACCGUCCUCAUCCGCAAUCUCCAACUAUUGGAGCUCGAUCGAUUGGAAGACUGGCCUGGCAUCACACUCCACACUCUCUCGCCAUCUUCCCAGAACCAACGUCAACGCAUCAAAGCUAUCGAAUGGAUCUUGUACCGGCUGGUCGUGCUUUGGGAUCCAGAGACCGCUCGGGAUAAACUUCGUCCCUUUUUCCCUCCGUUAGAGCCUCUACAGUCUGUCAACCUGAGAGCUGCUCUUUUCCGUGUAUUGUCCGACCUGAAGAAAAAUGGCGAUCUGGGCCGUGAGGCCAUCCUGCGGAAGUCCAUGCUGGACGAUUGCAGAGGUGAGAAAUUUGACGAACUUCUAGCUGUUUUCUCUACAAAUAUUCUACGGGGGAGGAAAGUCCAAGACCGCAACCUCGUGACAGAGCUAUCUCUGGCUCCGGGCCUGACUCCGCAAGAGUAUCCGCUUCUCUUACCGCUCAUUCUUGCGCACCGCGUGUCGCUGAAUACACUCGGGGCACGUCGAGCCCGUGUGCGCGAUACUCAUGACAAGUUCUCUCAACUACUUGACAAGAAGAAGGAUGAAUUGAGCACCCGCUCCAGGCCCGGCACCCAUGUCACCACCCAAACUCAAGGGGCUGAUCUAGAAACUCUCGCCCGUGAGAUAAAAGCCAAUUGGCAGGGAAGUGUGGAAUUCGCUGAUACUUUACUCUAUGGGGGACUUAACAGCGGUCGUGAUGCCUUUCUGGAGUUGCCGUUCGAUAGCGCCUGGUCUCAGGCAAAGAAAUCAACAGUUGACGACCUCCGUACCACCUCAAGCCGCCCCGAUUUGGUAUUGGAUCUUGAGACCCGUAUUUUGCGACAGAAAGCGCGCUUACAAAGAUGGCAUCAGUACUCUGCUUCUCUCCGCAAUUCAGAAACGGUAUCACCAUUGAAACAUACGGACUCAAAAAAGCCGCCACAGCUCGCCUUCCGUGAUCACCAGAAUCUCACUAUUGCCAGCAUUUCUAGAUCAGUGCGGCAGCCCGUUGACAGGAGGAUGCCAGCGACAAGCGACCAGGAUCUCCUAGAUUCUAUUUCUGAAGCAGUGGAUCGCAUAAAUGGCCCGUCGCCGCAGCGACAGAUCCCGUCGGUGUCCAUAUCUGAAUCGAAGCCUGAUCCAGAACAGAAGCCAUCAAGGCAGAUUCCAUCAAUCACACAACCAGAAAUAUUCAACCCCCAGGUCGACUCUACAGAGAUUGAAUCUACCAAAGAAAGACCCAGUGAAGAGAGACCUAGAGGGUCUCACACUCUUAUGGAACGAACUCGCAAAUCCAUGUCCUUAUAUGAUGCACUUCCUGAAAUCCCACCACCAGCCGAACCUACUCCAAAGAAACUCCCCAGAGAGCCAACUCCAGAGGAACAAUCUAGAGAACCGACACCUGAAGGAGAUCCUAGAGAGUCUUUUACUCUCGCCGAACGUACGCGGAAAUCAAUGUCUUUAUUGCCUCCUCCCCGCGAGCAACCCCAUCCAAGCCGACGACGGUCUCGGAAAUCUCGCGUCUCCUUUCCUGUGAACCAAUUUGAAACGCCCCCUAAGGCCGACUUCCCCAGUCGCGCAUCGACUCCGCGUGACGAACUUUUCGAGGACCAGGCCGACUACGCAAGCGUCUUUAAGUCCCGGCCACGGAUAGCACUGAGCCCUAUUACCUCGCCGGCGGUACAUGUUAGUCCGAUUGGGGACUUUGACCUUAGCGCGGAUGUAGAGUCAGAGGAUGGUGCGGAUGAUUUGGAGUAUGCUGAAGUGGGAUCACCUUCGGCUGCACGUGGGAGAUAUUAA